Messenger RNA from Zootermopsis nevadensis, 4223 nucleotides. Lineage: Eukaryota; Metazoa; Arthropoda; Insecta; Blattodea; Termopsidae. The record is from RefSeq and is a predicted model, not a curated record.
UCUGUUGUUUGACUCAUUCUUUAUGGAAAUUCUUGUAGUUUUUGGAGCAAUAUUAGCAUGGUUAUACUAUUAUUUCACGGCCAAUUUCAACUACUGGAAAAAUAAAGGCGUGCCAUACUUGAAACCAGUGCCAUUUUUUGGAAAUCUUAUUGAAAUAGGACUACAUCGUAAGACCCAAGCUGAAGGUUUCAGAGAACUCUACCGUAAGUUGGAGGGUCAAAUGUUUGGGGGGAUAUUCCAAACACGGAUUCCCAUGAUCAUGUUCAGAGAUCCUGAUCUCAUAAAACAUGUUCUCAUUAAAGAUUUCUCGCAUUUCCAUGAUCGUGGAAUGCCACAUGACGUUGAAAACGAUCCAAUCAGUGCCAAUCUUGUGAUACUUGAAGGACAACCGUGGAAGAAUCUGCGUCUGACAUUGAAUCCAGCGUUCAACUCAAGCAAGAUGAGGAUUCUGUUUCACCUGGUGAAGGAAUGCGCUGAAGAACUUAGCCGAUACCUGGACAGUUUCGCCCAGAAGGGAGAUGAUGUGGAUUUGAGAGACGUGUUAGCCAGGUACGCCACCGACAACAUAAGUUCUUGCGCUUUUGGGGUGAAGAGUAAUUCUCUGAAAAACCCACACUCAAAGUUCAGAGAAAUGGGUGAAAAAAUAAUUGCACCGGGGUCUUGGACUAACAUGCAUCGCCUGUUCCGCUACACAGCUCCGUCUUUGCUCAAGUACUUCAACAUCAAGAGCUUCUCAGAUGAGAUCACCGACUUCUUCGUGGACGUGGUGAAGGAAACACUUGACUACCGCGAAAACAACAAGAUCGAGAGGAAAGAUUUCCUCAACCUGCUGAUACAGCUGAAGAAGAAGGUAGACAUCACCGAAAAUGACGACGAGGAAGACAAAAACGCCGAGGAUGACCUUGAAAAAAUGAACAACGCAUACAACUUCUCUUUUGAAGAGCACGAUGAGGUAACCAACAAGAAGUUUACAAAGAACGGGGCUGUGGUCAUGCAGAAUGGUCAAACGCCGACAGAAAAUGGCCAGGCAACACCCAGGAAGAAAUGGCUGGACAGCGUUGUGUUCGACGAGCACAUGAUCGCAGCCCAGGUGUGUGUGUUCUUCCUGGGGGGCUUCGAGACGGCCGCGACCAGCAUGAGCUUUUGCCUGUAUGAGCUGUCACUGAACCAGGACGUGCAAAGGCGGCUACGUGACGAAAUAGACCACGUGCUCAAGGAACACAAUGGUAAUUUUACGUACAACGCGCUGGAACAGAUGGAAUACCUGGACCACGUCGUUGCCGAGACGCUGAGGAUGUACCCGUCCCUGCCGAACCUGAUAAGGGUGUGUACGAAGCCGUACACCAUUCCCGGAACCAACGUGCUGAUCGACAAAGGUACUCCGGUCAUAAUCCCGAUCUACGCGAUCCACCGCGAUCCAUUGUACUAUUAUGACCCGGACAGAUUUGACCCCGAGCGUUUCACAGAUUACAACAAGGAGAAGAGGCCCGCCUACACGUACCUGCCCUUCGGAGAAGGGCCCCGCAUCUGCAUAGGGCUGAGAUUCGGCUUAAUGCAGGUGAAGAUGGGACUUGCCAUUCUCGUAUCUCGCUUCCAGUUUGAUAUCUGCGAGAAAUCUCAAGUGCCAUUGAUCAUGGACCCGAAGAAGUUUGUCAUGAACACGAUUGGAGGUUUGUGGCUCAAGGUCACUCCCAGGGCACACUGACUGCAGAAAGGACACAUGACUCAACUUUAAUCUCUCUCUUGAAACAAAUUUAUUAGGCAUAUACAAACAUUGACACGUAAGGGCUGGCAGAUCCACAAACACACGGACAACGUUUGAUUUAUUAACCCUUCAGAAUCCAGUGGUACAUACAAACCACCUAUUUUAACAAUAAACAACUCUAAAAUUCCUAUUUAUGGAUUUCCUAUGAUUCGAAAUGUAAACGAUUACUGCCUUAAAAAUCAUUGACAAGUUGGUCUUUGUAAUGCUGCAGAGUAGUGUUCUCUUUGAGGUACGGACUGAACUAUUAAAUAUUAUUUACACGACACGACAAUCGCACUUGAGAUACCAUGCCGUAGAGUUACGAAUUAUUUUCCCUCAUAUUUAGUUAAAUAUCCACCACAUCAAAAAUAUUUCUAAUAAAUUUACACAUUCUACUGACAUUCAAGUUUUAUGCAAUAUAAAAAUAAAUUGUACCAUGAGAAUCUUAUCACGGCGUUAAAUACAACAUCGAUCUAAAAAUCUCGAAUGGAAAGCGCUUAUUCAGCAACUCACGACUGUACGUAAAAUAAUAAUCACUUUACAAAAUGUAAACAGGUCGGAUUCAUACUUCAUGAGGAAGCUGAAUGUAGUCAUAUAAACCAAAUGUUAUAAAAUACCAUGAUACAAAUUAAGUGGUUAUCAUUAGCACCGCAAAGUGUCUCAAUACAAAGCGACUUUAAAAUUGUGUACGUUAAAUAUUAUUUUACUGCAUGGCAAUUAACAUAUACAUCAUCGAUCAGUCGAAUUAAAAUGCUAUCGAGAGACACCUACUAACUUUGCAAUUUCACUUGCGGAAAUUGUUCAUUGUAUAUCUAGAAUGUAAGUUCCAUAUCACCUAACAAUAUUCACCAUCGGUGUCACGACGUCCGUCAGUGUCUAUAACAUGGACACUUCACUAAUGUCACAUUCCAAGAUGGUUGGACCAUUAAUUGGUACAACUGUACUAAAACAACAGGAUGCUACAAUAUAUGGCUAUAACACAACUGAAUGAAAAUAAUGGAAGCGAUGCCUUGAUUUUACUGUUACAUAAAAAUCAUCCAUUCUAAGCUUACCUUGAUCAUAUACAGCAAUGACAGACAAGUCGGCAGGGGUGCAUGUAGCUUCUUGUCAAUACAUAUACCAGUCCGAGUUUGUAAUAUAGAUUAGGCGUUUCACUGUAGUUUGUUAUGAGGUUGUAAGUUCACUAGGAAUAACACAUACCAUAACCCCAUAUUUAAUUAGCACCAUACACAUUUCACCAAAAGCAUUCAAUUAGAAAACACUUGUACACCAAAUCACUUCAAAUCCGCAAGUUACAGGAAACGGAAAGACAAGUCAAGUUUCACCAUCUGCCACCGUGUUUCUUUGGCACUACCUUCUACACCGGAAGUACGUAAUCCCUUGUUAGUUUCCUUGACAUUUGUAAUGGGCUUUAUCGACUGUUCUGUACUUAAUCGAUAGCAAAUAUGGCUAUUCUAAUAACAUAAUGUAAUGAAAUCAUUGGAAUAACAGUAAAUAGUUAUAACGGAAAACUCAAGUCUAGUACGAAAUUUAUGGUGCUUCUACCCGAAAGUUCUUUAUAUCGUGUUCACAAUAGCUAGUUAUGGAAACCUAUCUUGUCCCUUAUAUACGUCAGUAGUGUUACACGGUGCAUCCAACCUCUCAGAGGGGCUGUUACGCCCGACCUCCAAAAAUAAACACUACUUUUCGGAUGUCCGCGACUGUUUUUUUUAAAAAUAAACUCCAAAUUUUAAGGUCACAAUCUGAGGGAGUAAUGCCGUGAUAACAUCCCAUAAUGUCACAGUAAUAACAUUUCGAUUUUAUAUGUCUUUUAAUAAUAAUUCAAGCUCAUCCCACGCUGUCCUUUCAACAACUGGGACUUUUCAGUUUUGGAUUGGUGUUAUACAAGUAUUCUGAAGGCAAGUAGUUUUGUGAAUGUUGCAUUAGGGUUAUUCACGUAUUUACUGCUUCAUGUCUGAAAUAUCAGUAUGAUCUGAAGGUUUCAGGGCAACCACAUAUAAUACAUUUGUCUUGGGCUAUCAGCUGGAGGCCCGAGAAUAAUUUAGAUAAACAUCUCUCCCAAUGAGAAUUUGUAUUUUUAAGAUCUGGCUACCAUGUGAAGCUACAUGUGUCAUUUUCUCCCCUUUUCAACAUUUGUACUGAAGCACAGAAUGAUCAACACUUCUCACGCCUGAUAGUCCACUGACCAAAGGUCAAAGUGGUGCCUCUGUAUGCCUCUCUUUGUAUUCCAUUUUAUCAUGACCUCUGUUAUCAAUACACUGAUUAAAGAUAUCCCUGAUGACAUGCAGCCUUCAACACAUAUCACAUGGAUGACAAUGCUCUGUUUUGCUAGAGUCUCUAAACAUGAAACUGAGGGAUUUGAUGCAAGAAGGAUGUAUUAUCCCAAUUAUGUUAUUCGUUCACCAUUUUAAGUAGCAAGUACCAAGCAGUUUAAUAUAAAAAUAUAAUAAAAAGUGAAUAAAGUGUCUAAAGACUUAAA